AUGGCUAGAAAAAAGGUGAAGCUCGCUUUCAUUGAGAAUGAUACUGCAAGGAAAUCAACAUACAAGAAUCGAGAGAAGGGUUUAGUGAAGAAGGUUGAUGAACUAGCAACCCUUUGCGGUGUAGAGGCUUGUGCCAUAAUAUAUGGCCCCUACGAUCCACAACCUGAGAUCUGGCCAUCGGCGUCCGGAGUACAAAAUGUGCUUUCGAAAUUCAUGACAAAGUCUGAGUUCGAAAAAAGAAAAAAGAUGGUGAAUCAGGAGAGUUUUCUGAAAGAAAGGAUUUCAAAGGCUGAAAAGCAAUUUGAAAAACAAUGGAAAGACAACAGAGAGAAAGAGAGAAGCAUGUUCUUGUUUGAAUGUCUCAGUGCUGGGAACGUGGUGCAGAAGGAUAUGUCGGUGGCUGGUUUGAAUCAUCUUGCUUGGAUGAUUGAUCAGAAUCUUAAGGAGAUUGGCAGAAGGAUUGAAGCAGAUGAUAGAAACAGUAAUAAUCAUCAAUGUGAAAGCCAAGAACAUCUCCAAAUGGAACAGUCACUGCUUCUACCAUUGGCGCUGCCACCACCAACCAUCUCCAAUCACUACAACACGCGUGGGCUUUAA
Molecule: messenger RNA, 597 nt
Organism: Vicia villosa (hairy vetch)
Lineage: Eukaryota; Viridiplantae; Streptophyta; Magnoliopsida; Fabales; Fabaceae
Product: agamous-like MADS-box protein AGL80
Exons: 1
Coding region: 1-597 (198 amino acids)
Biological process (GO): positive regulation of transcription by RNA polymerase II
Molecular function (GO): RNA polymerase II cis-regulatory region sequence-specific DNA binding; protein dimerization activity; DNA-binding transcription factor activity, RNA polymerase II-specific
Source: RefSeq, a predicted model, not a curated record